AUGACCGUCCCAGGUUCGCCUCAGCCAUCACAACAAAAGUCGUCUCUCGAGCGAUAUGAGAACGGCCAAAGUCGGUUUCGAGGAUGCUCGAACAUACGCGAUUUCGAGUUCCUAGGGAAAUUGGGUGAAGGCACAUUUGGAGAGGUCUACAAGGCCCGGUCAAAAAAAGACGGUGCUGUGGUUGCUUUGAAGAAGAUACUCAUGCAUAAUCAAAUGGACGGGCCAACACAUUGCACAGGAGAAGGACGGAAAAAACCAAGCAUGUACAUGGUUAUGUUAUAUAUGGAACACGACCUUUCGGGGCUUCUCGAGAACCCAAACGUUCAUUUCACCGAGCCGCAAAUCAAGUGUUAUAUGCUGCAACUGUUAGAAGGAGUGCGUUAUCUACACGAGAGCGGAAUACUACACAGAGACAUGAAAGCCGCAAACCUCCUUAUUAGCAAUACGGGCGUGCUUCAAAUCGCUGAUUUCGGACUCGCGCGACCUUACUAUGAGAAACCCCCGCAGCCUGGAAAAGGUGGCGGCGAGGCAAAAAGAGACUACACACCGUUGGUUGUUACUAGAUGGUAUCGACCUCCCGAGCUACUCUUGCAAUUGCGUCGUUAUACAACCGCAAUUGAUAUGUGGGGUGUUGGCUGCGUUUUUGGUGAGAUGUUCAAAGGGCGUCCGAUACUUGCUGGUAAUAGCGACCUCAAUCAGGCACAUUUAAUUUUUGGGCUCGUUGGCUCUCCGACGGAGGAAAAUAUGCCUGGUUGGAGUUCACUUCCUGGGUGUGACGGCAUCAAAGAUUUUGGGAGUAAGCCUGGCAAUCUAAGCCAAGUGUUCAAGGAACAAGGACCCUUGGUGAUAUCUCUGCUUAGUGAACUCUUGAAGCUCGACUGGCGGACAAGGAUAACUGCUGUUGAUGCCUUGAAGCAUCCCUACUUUACCAGCCCUCCACUACCUGCUCGGCCAGGCGAGCUACCUCAAUUCGAAGACUCCCACGAACUCGACCGUCGACACUUUCGACAGAAGCAGAAAGCACCCGUCCCUGGUAAUAAUGUGGAUAGCGACCGGUCAAAUAACGCCGGAGCUCGCGGCAUGAAUCGUGUUCCACGGGGCGGUCUGGUUCCUUCGGGGAGUUUCCGUCGCCCCAUCGAUGAAGGACUGCCCCAAAAGCCUUCACCUGUAUCAUCACAGCACCAGGCAUGGUCAAAUCGCAGGACCGACAAUCGUCCUGACCGCCGAAAGGAAGGGUGGUCCACUGGCCGUGGCGAGGGAAGGCCCGAUACUUACAUGCCCAGAAACGGCCACUUCGACGGUGGUGGACCGGAUAAUAGCCGAUACGGUAACCGAAGAGAGAACCCAAAUGCCCGACGUCGAAGUCAAAGCCCACCGAGAGACAAGGGUCGCGAAGAUUCUAGUUACCACCUCUACCGUCGGUAA
Molecule: messenger RNA, 1425 nt
Organism: Talaromyces atroroseus
Lineage: Eukaryota; Fungi; Ascomycota; Eurotiomycetes; Eurotiales; Trichocomaceae
Product: Serine/threonine-protein kinase bur1
Exons: 9
Coding region: 1-1425 (474 amino acids)
Biological process (GO): protein phosphorylation
Cellular component (GO): nucleus
Molecular function (GO): cyclin-dependent protein serine/threonine kinase activity; ATP binding
Source: RefSeq, a predicted model, not a curated record